AUGAGCUAUCCUUGGGGCGUCAAAGGACUAGACAAGUCUCGAUUUGAAGCCUAUGCGAAACUCUUGCGUCUGAAAAAUGGCGGCCAGAUCGAGGAAGCUUCAAACUUCUCCGAAAUGCCCGACGAAGAGGCAGAAACGGAUACACUGGACGAUGCUGACUCCGUCAACGCCAACGCAUUUUCGAUGUUUGAUGAGAGAAAGCUAAAGAGGGCCUUCCUUGAUAGACUAUCGGAGCUUGUUGCGAACGAGAAAGGAGGUCAUCAUGUCUCCUCAUGUCUCAUGAUUGAGUGGCCUGAUCGAGUCGACAUUCUCGUGGCAAGGAACAAUGGCUUCAGGAAAGCAGAUGCAAUUCUCCGCAUGCUGGACACUUUAGCCUCUAGCCUUCGGGAGAUUUCCAGGCUUGCCUCAUCAGCCAAACUGGCCCUAAGGGCCAUCACCUUAUCUACGGAGGUCCAAGUAGAUACUUUGACCUUGGCCGGUUGCAUACCAUCUCUGCUCUCACGCCUCGGUGAGAUCCGUUCCCUUAUAGGCGUUGUCACACCCUCGCCAACACAGAGUAACAUUGAGAAGCUUGUGCAGAGCGCCCAUGACGUUUAUACAUCAUACAAUGAGCAUGAUUUUGAAGAGAUCGCUGGGAAUCCCGCAGAUAUCAGGUCUCUGAGAGACGCGCUGGGCUACCUCGGCAGGUUACAGACAUGCUUCCACACCUUGGUGAGAAGCACAGAAAGGCUAUCUAGCUUCCAAAAUCUCCGGAUACUGCCAGUACUUGAUACACCAACCGGCCAAUCCAAACCGACUGUAACAGUCCGGAACAAUGCCUGGUCGUUGGCGCAGACGUUCUCAUCGCUCGGCCUUACACUAGACGACAAGAGCGUAGCAUCCAUUGUCAGCACUGGGAAGAAGAAGGGGGCCUGGACCAAGAACAAACUGCUCCAAAAGUUUGACAAACUGAGGGCAUCGGUCUCCGAGGUGCACGCAGAAAUGCGAGUCAUCUUGGCAGCGACAAAACACGAUUGUACGGGCGCGACGAUAUUCAGAUACGUGGGCUGCAGUAAGCGCAGCUGCUUCCUUUGCUCCAGGGCUAUUCAGAACUAUGAGGGUUACACGACAAGAGGAUGCCAUGGCAAGCUCUACAAUCUCUGGACGGUGCCUCAGCUUCCAAGUUGUGACGAGGACAAAGGGUUGAAGCUCGUUCAGGCUCUCAAAAUUGUUGAGAGAGCCAUGAAGGAUUCCAUACGCAAUAAGACCUACGGACUUAACCCUGCUCCUGAAUCCACGCUAGGAGGCUCCUCGGUUGCGACUAGAAGACAGCUCUUCAGUCAAAAUGCUCAUACAAUGACGCUCGUCUCCGAUUACCUCAGAUCCCAGCGCCAAGGGAUGAGGUCCGACAGUCGGAAAUUAGAAGACUUUGCAAGCCCCAGGGAGCCAAGCCUGUCCUUAGCAAGCGGAGCUAAACCAGAAGCCAACCUUGAUCCCUUGUCACCGGCCCAAACCCAAGAUCAAUCAGCGACAACAUUACCCCGACCUCAACAGCUUCGAGGUGAAUGCGAAGUUUGUGAAGAAGAGACUGAUCGCCACUGUGAAUUCUGCAGCCGAGAUUGGUUCUGUAGCCGAGUGUGCCAAGAUCGGAUGUCGUUUUAUCACCUCACAAAGUGUUCAGCUCGCUCGAUAACGAGUGCCGACAUACUGUGUCAAGAUGCUAUCGGAGAUCAGCUUCCCAAAGACCCAGAGGCGCUUGAGCAUUUCGGGUUCACUCGGUGCCGCGACGGGAGAGAGCGGUCUCACCUGCUCGGCCUCUACCAGGGUCUCUUUCACUUGGGGGUUGGGCCUAUCCAGCUGAACGAUUGGCGAGAGAGAGACAUUCUUGUGAGCAGUAUCAUCGACAAGUUUUCCAAGGUGCCCGCGAAGUGUCGGGGGGGCUACUUUCCAUGGUUCGUUCGAAACCAGCACAUUCUUGAUAACUCAAGGCCACCUCUUGAGCUCGAGGGCAAGGAUCAUCCCAUUCUGCGGGCUGUGGCGGCUGCAAGGCCCUACCUUGACCCAGAAGAUCGCGCCAAGGAAGUGAAAGACCUAAAGCCACUUUCCAAACGGGAUUGCUUUGUGAUGUACGCCAUGGCCUUGGACGGGACUCAUCCAAACCCGUCUGAAGAUGGCCUUGACCUGUGGUACAGUUUUGGCUUUGCAACCUGUCGUGACGAAUACGAUGAGAGUCGCCUUGGGAGUCUCUACAGUCGCCUUAUAGGUGGCAAUAAAUCCUUCAAAGAUUACGACCAAAGCCUGGGGUUUACCUCAAGGGGCUACCCCGAUCUUCCCACAUGUUCAUUCAACGAAUUCUGGGUGGCCUAUGAAGCCGGCACUCUUCCGGAGCUCCUCCAUCAAUAUGGGAUGAGCCACUCAUUACACGAUGACUCCGGCCUUCGGGAGUUCCUGUCCGUUCCUCCAAACCAGGAUGCACUACGCCCGUCGGUUUGGAGGUUGAAACACUUCUUCGCCCUCGAGCCCAAUACUCCACUAAGCAAUUUUCCCAAGAUUGAAGCAGCCGCCCAAGAAUACGGGUUCACACCUCAGCUCGACGCACGGACAAGGUUGGCAUUGAGACAGUUUUACGGGCAGCUAUUUGAAAAGGUUAAUCCGCUCACGGUUCAUGAAGCAAAGGAUUGUGGCACACUGCUUCAGUAUGCGGAAAGCAACCUCACUACCAUCGAUGAUGGGGUGCGGCAUGUGCUGCGAAGGCUUGUCUGA
This is a messenger RNA of Trichoderma reesei QM6a, 2742 nucleotides long. RefSeq lists its product as uncharacterized. The coding region runs from base 1 to 2742 and encodes 913 amino acids. Lineage: Eukaryota; Fungi; Ascomycota; Sordariomycetes; Hypocreales; Hypocreaceae. The transcript is spliced from 3 exons. The record is from RefSeq and is a predicted model, not a curated record.